GGAGGGGCGCGCUACGUACGUGCGGGGGCGGACGCGCCCCUCCCCGCAGCGUAUAGGAGCCGCGGGCGGGCGGUCUGCUCUUCGGUUUUUCGCCGCGUUAGUGGGUCUCAGUGCAAAACAAUCACAGCUGUGGCGGCACGGGCCCACGAACGAACGAGGGGCGAUGGAGCCUAGUGAGAGGAGGGCGGGGAACUGCAAACCAUCAGUUUCCCUCGGAGCCGGGCGAGCCUGGGCAGGAAGAGAGCACCUGCGCGCUGCGCCACGGGUCUGGGCUCUAGCGUGUGAUGACAGCACAAGGUGAGGCGUGCCAUCCCCAGGCUCCUGGAAGCUGUGUGAAGGGGCCGAGGUGGACCCCCGAGCACAUCAAGGUGCCCGCCGGGAGAUGCUCCAAGGCCCGAACCACCGUGGGAGGAAGCGUGUAGGCCACCCGUGAGGGCAAGGUCCCCUGAGAGGUGCCAGGCCCGGCUUCCCUCCUGCAGGCUAAUUCCCUGGCCAUCACAGAGGUCAGUGGAGAACGGGCCUCCUGCUGCGUCAUCGUCCAGCCUCUUGAUCCUGGGGCUUAUGGUUGUCGAAUGUGCAGAAGCCGGCCAAUGAGGUGGCCGUCCAGGGACGGCCUGGUUCCUGGUGGUGGGCGAGCCCUGGGCAGUCUCUCCUGGAUGCCAGUCAGAGGCUGAGGGCAGAAGCCUUCCUGACCCGGCCCUGGACGCUCAAGUCUGUUGUGGUAGCAGGGCUGCCGGGAAGGUGUUCAGGGACACCUCGUUCACUCUCUCGUGGACUUUGAGGUUCAGGCACAGCAGACCUCCAUGGCUCCUUACCACAUCCGCAAAUACCGGGAGAGCGACCGCACACAGGUCGUGGACGUGUUCUCCCAGGCAUUUGAAGAGUUCCCCCCCCUCACCUUCCGCCACAUCCUGAAGCUGCCCCGAACUCUGGUGCUCUUGCUUGGGGUGCCCUUCGCCCUCUUCCUGGUCUCUGGCUCCUGGCUCCUGGCCCUCGUAGCCAGCCUCACCCUCCUCAUUGCUCUGAGAUUCCUUUCCAAAUACCCCUGGACCGCGUUUAAAGUCAUGUCCUUGCGCACAGACAUGUCUGACAUCACGAAGUUCUACUUGAGCGAGCCCGGCUCCUGCUUCUGGGUGGUCGAGGCUGAGGGGCAGGUGGUGGGCAUGGUGGGUGUGCUGCCCGCAGAGGAGCGCUCCCUGCAGAAGGAGCAGUUGGAGCUGUUUCACCUGUGCGUGGCCUUGGAGCACCGAGGUCAGGGGAUAGCCAAAGCCCUGGUCAGGACCGUCCUCCAGUUCGCACGCGACCAGGGCUACAGCCAAGUCAUCCUCAGCACCAGCAUGCUGCAGCACUCGGCCUUGGCCCUCUACCGGCGCAUGGGCUUCCAGGAGAGUCACCAGUUCUACUUCCGCCCGAGCUGGAGGCUGGCUGAUAUUCAUUCGGUCAUGUUUGUCUACCGCCUGCCCUCUGCUCAGGCCUCUCAGGCACAGGGGUAGGAAGGGGGCCUGUGAUCCAGUUCCUUGUGGCUGAGUCAGGAGAGGGCGGCUCUGCUGAGGUAGCAAGCAAACCCCAAGGUCUCAGUGUGACAGCACAGUGAGAGCUUACUGUUCCUUCCCUGGGAACCCGGUGCGGGGGAUGGUUUGGCGGUGGCUGUCUCUGCUCCUUUCUCUCUUUUGGGGUGACUGCUGUUUCAUCUGUCUAGUGUCAUGAGAAGGCUGUGUUAAAACAAACUAAUAAACACACAUGAAUAAACAUUUCUUUAGUUCACGUGUCCACCAUCAGCAACUUAGGCUGGACGUGGCUGGCAGCCCUUCUGGUCUCAAACAGCCUAAUUCACACAUCGUUGUGGGAUUGGCUGGAGUGACAGGGUGACCGGGCCAGCUCAUUCUCC
Messenger RNA from Ailuropoda melanoleuca (giant panda), 1888 nucleotides. RefSeq names its product N-acetyltransferase 8 (putative) (gene NAT8). The transcript has 2 exons. Gene Ontology annotation, molecular function: N-acetyltransferase activity. The record is from RefSeq and is a predicted model, not a curated record. NCBI's taxonomy places the organism in Eukaryota, Metazoa, Chordata, Mammalia, Carnivora, Ursidae. The coding region runs from base 804 to 1493 and encodes 229 amino acids.